Messenger RNA from Racocetra persica, 187 nucleotides. Lineage: Eukaryota; Fungi; Glomeromycota; Glomeromycetes; Diversisporales; Gigasporaceae. The record is from the annotation of a GenBank genome assembly.
UAUACUACUUUUACUAAUCACCAAUUACCAAUCGACAUUGGUGAUAUUAGUAUUACUAGUAGUAUUGGUAAUACUGGUGAUGCUGGUAAUACUAGUAGUACUGGUGAUACUGGUAAUGCUGGUAGUACUAGUAAUGCUGGUGAUACUGGUGAUACUAGUAAUACUGUGGUGCUAGUGAUACUGGUGA